CUUCGACUUGGACUUGGACUUCGACGUACAACCAACAAUCUGCAACCACUCAAUGCCGAGUAAAAAGCUGAAGUGAUCGGACGAGUAACUCUCUCCGUCUCGAGGUGGAGAAUAAUUUUAUUUAUUUAUUUAUUUAUUUUCGAAAUUUCUUAUUUAUACAUUUAUUUGCUUAAUUUAUUAAAAUAAUAAUAAAAAAAAAACAAAAAAGUAAUAAAAUACAAAAACAAAACGGCGGUAAAUGUUUUUUAAAUGAAAGUGAUUAAAUAAAUUAUUCACAUUUAAUAAAAGAAAUAUAAAACUAAAAAAGACUUCUUAGUUUUAAUAUUAUUUAUUUAUUUAUUUAUUUGUUUUUCCUCCAAAGUGAACAAAAAAACAAAACAUUGGUCCUAAAAACAAAUCAAGUGCCAAUUUAUUAACAAAAUAAAAUUAAAAUAAAAUUACGCAAAGGAAAAUAAUACAACAUAUUUUCUGAUAUGAAUCGCAACGAAUUACGCAAAAGUUUCAACAAAAACGUGAAAAGUUAUCAAAAAAUAUUUAUUCAAAAAAUGUAUCCACUCUUGAGACAUUUAUAAGCGAAAAAAAAAAAAUUAAUAAAAAUACGAAUCAAAAUCCAAAAGAAGAUUCCAACAAAACAGACAAACAUUUUGGACAAAACAAACUAUCUAGAUACAUUUGUAGUUAAAGUGAAUUUGUGACAGAGAAGAGUGGUGGAAGAAGAAACCACCAAUAAUAUCGAAGAGAAAAAAUAUCUACUUUUUAAAAAAGAAAACAAAAAAAGAUAAACGAAACACAGUGAGAGAAGAAGAAGAAAAUAAACCACAACAGAAAUGGAUUACGACAAAAUGUACUUUCCAAAGACCGAGAUGUCGCAACUCGCACCAAUAAAACCACACAAACCAUUAACCGUCUCAUUGUCUGACGACACAUACAAUGCUUAUGCUGAUAACUUUGAUCUCUCAUUGCUGCCAAAUGAAACAGAGCUUCCAUUGAGUCCUCAAUCGGAAUCAUCAUCAACUUCGUCCUCUUCCCAAUUACAAUCAUCACCAUCAGCGUUGUCGUCUACGACUACUUCACAUGUUUCCCUUGAUUACAUUCCAACAACAAUCUACCAUGACCAAACGGUGACACAAAUCAAAAUUGAAAAACCCUGGUCAGACGACACCCUCCAUUCUUCCACCACUCUUAAUCACACCAACAAUAAUUCAAAUUCGAUUCUUCUGGAACAACUCCAACAUCACUACAAAUUCUAUCCAUCACCACAACCAUCUCCGGAUCACUUCCAUCUCAACAGCAACAACAACGGUCCGCCGGCGACCGUCAACGCUUCUACAGUCUACCCACCAUCACCUUGCCCUUCGAUUGAUGCCAAAUCACCAUACUCCAGCCACCAGUACCACCAAAUCAAACAGGAGCUCCACAUCCUACCACCAUCGCCACCAGAGUCCAGUUGCGGUGCCCCAUCACCGCACUCCUUUGCUGACAUUAAGCAAGAACCCGAUGAGGCUUUCAUUGACAUAAACUCCUUGUUGGAGAAGUCAUUGACUAGCAUGCGACAAGAAACCACCAACGUCAACACCACCCCCAACACCAACGAUUCAAAGCCACAAAUUGUGAGCCACCACUAUCCCCACCAUCCUCAUCAUCCUCACAAUCAUCAUCAGCAUCACCUUAACCACCAAGAGUCUCAACAGCAAUCACACCAACAGCAGGCUUCAUCUCAAGACAAUCAGCUGCUUCGGGAAUACCUUGAGGACACGACCUUUCAAAAGAAGCACAAUCUUAAGCCUUUGGCUUUGGAGACUCUCAUCGGUGGCUUAGGUGUACGCGGGGAUAUUGAGCCAGUUAUUUCGCUAGCUCUGGAACAUGCCAAGCGUGAGGCGGAGGCUACGUGCAAUAAAUUGCAAAUAUCUGCUGAUCCACAAAAAUGGACUCCACCCCAAGUACACGCAUGGCUACGAUCCACUGCUGAUCAAUUCAAAUUGCCGCCAAUCAUUGAUUUGGAACUAAAGUUUCCCGAAGAUGGUACGACCUUGUCAUUACUCACCGAAGAAGAAUUCGUACGCAGAGCACCUGAGGCUGGAAGUACAAUUCAUGCACAGUUGGAAAUUUGGAAAUUAGCCUGCAGUGAUAAUUUCUCAAAUAAUUUCAACACAGCAAAUCCAAACAACAAUACUGUUGGUACAGUAGUGAAUGCAGCAACAAAUGCAACUGCAUUAUCAAACCCAACAACUACAGCAACGCCAUCUGUCGUCACAGACAUUUGGAAUUCUGAGUGUAUUCAAAGUAUGGAUAUGGAUGUCAGUGAUGAUGACGAAGAAGAAACUCUUCCCCCUGGCACAGUGACUAACUCCCCGGCUAUGGCAUCAACGGUCACUAAUAACAGCAGUGUCGCAUCAGCAUCAACACCUUCUCCCGCCGCCGCCACCACAACAACUAAAACUCCAACUGGACGCACAGGUGGUUCGCACAUACAUCUUUGGCAAUUCCUUAAAGAAUUGCUAGCCACUCCACAUGUCAAUGGUACAGCAAUCCGUUGGAUAGAUCGCAGCAAGGGUGUUUUCAAAAUCGAAGACUCGGUACGUGUAGCAAAGCUUUGGGGUCGUCGUAAGAAUCGACCAGCCAUGAACUACGAUAAACUUUCACGUUCAAUUAGGCAAUAUUAUAAAAAGGGAAUCAUGAAGAAAACAGAACGUUCACAACGACUUGUCUAUCAGUUCUGUCAUCCAUAUUGUUUGUAAUUUGACAGAACUCACAAAUAUGUCAAACAUUUUGACAGAACUGGCACUUAAAUAUUUAUUUAUUUAUAUAUUUAUGAAACUUCAACAACAACAAAAAGCAACCAAUCAAAUCAAAACAAAAGCAACAACAAUAAUUUAUUUAUUUAUAUAUUUAUAUGACAACUUACACAUAUAAUUUUGGUGUGAAUGCUUUUUUUAAAUAUUUAAUUAUUUUGAAUGAAUGAAUGCGCGCGCAUUUCUUUAUUUAAAAAUAAGUUUUAAUCUAAGGAGGUAACUUAAAGGGUACUCUUUGGUAUUUUCUUUCAAUUUUUAAAAAUUGGGAAAAUAUCAAAAGAAGUGCUUCUACAAAAAUCAUCACAAAACAAAACAAAAAAUCAAAUUGAAAUGAAAUUGAAACACAUACAAUCCACCUAAGACGCAUUGACUGGAGCGUUUUUAAAAAAAUCCUUUUGGUAAUUUUUUCGUAUUGAGAAAAAAUUGCCAAACGUGAAUGGCGCCCAACCGGGAAAUGCAUGAAAUCAUACUUAAUAUUAUAUAUUUACGUAUUUAUUUUAUUUUGCUUAAUAUUAUUUUAUUCAAGCGUUCUUUUACUUUACACAUAUAAAAACUAGAAAGGUUGAACUAGCCGUAACCGAUCUCGUCGGAGGAGAUUAUUGUGCAAGGUGCAAGCUCCGUACACCGGCAAGGUCGGCCGGUAGUUCUUCCAUUAAGAUAACAUAUAUCUAUGAUAUAUAGAAUAUACGUUCUAUGAACAUAAAUUUAUUAGUCAUUUAAGCAUUAAUCUCCAAUUUUUUCUUGGGGAUUAAUAAAUCUUAUAUGUGUGUCUUUGAAAGCGGUACACUGGGCUACUUUGAAGUCAAAAGGUACGCGCAAAGAUACAAAAUAAUUACAAAACGAAAAAGGAAACUUAAGAAAUAUAUUAUUCGUAAAUGUUUUACAUUGAAAGAGAAACUCAUUUUAAAAUCAAUUAUUUUCAAUUGAGAGUUAACAUGAGCCCAAUGGGCUUCAUUGGAAGAAUUCAGUAGGAGAAAACAAAAAUAUUUAUUUAUUUAUUUAACAAACAAAACAAACAACACCAACUGAAACACGAACAAAAAUAUGUACGUUAAUUUUAUAUGUUUUAUUUAUUUUGAACUCAAAACUAUGAUUUUUUCCAAUAAACCCCUUUUGGAAAAAACAGUACGAUCGACGAACGCACGAUUUAUUUAUUAGAAAAAUUUAUUCGUUAUUGAAAUAAAAUUUUUAAAUAUUUACAUAUUUUUGUUUCCUUUUUUCCUUACGAAAACAACAAAAAAAAGUUAUACAAGAAACAACUAUUUAUAAAAUAAUUAAUAUUUAUAUAUUUAUGGAAAAAAAACAAUAUGGGUGUUGGUAAUUUAUUUUUUGAUUAUUUUUAUGAUUUUACAUAUUUUGUGUUGGGAAUUUAAUUUUUGUUUUUAUUUUAUUUUUAAAUAAUUAUAAUAAUAAUCAAACUUUCAUACUUUCAUAUAUUAUGAAUAUUUUUAAUCAAUUAAUAUAAUAAAUAACAAUAUAAGAAAAAUGGAAAAAUAUAUAUAUACUAUAAUUUUAUGUGUAUAAUUUUUAUUUUAUAAAAAUGAAAAACAUUAAAUGUGAUUUAAGUGCCUUUUUUUCUGAAAUAAUUUAUCUAGUUAAUUGCAAAGCAAAGAAAAAUAUGAAAGUGUAAACAUUUUACGUAAAGCAACAUAAUAUUAUAUGUUUUGAAAACAUAAUUAAAUUUUUUUUUAAUAAUUUAUUUAUUUAUUUAAUUUUUAAGCUUUGAGGUACCUCAAAAGAAAUACAUAUGAGUACAUUUUUGAUAAUAAUGGAAAUUACACAUUUAUGAAUGUUAAACAUUUUUAUUUUCUAAUUUACAAAAAUAAUAAUAAUAAUAAUAAUUUAAAUAAAAACGAAAUAAAAUAUUUA
Molecule: messenger RNA, 4661 nt
Organism: Eupeodes corollae
Lineage: Eukaryota; Metazoa; Arthropoda; Insecta; Diptera; Syrphidae
Gene: Ets98B
Product: DNA-binding protein D-ETS-4
Exons: 5
Coding region: 828-2738 (636 amino acids)
Biological process (GO): cell differentiation; regulation of transcription by RNA polymerase II
Cellular component (GO): nucleus
Molecular function (GO): sequence-specific DNA binding; DNA-binding transcription factor activity, RNA polymerase II-specific
Source: RefSeq, a predicted model, not a curated record